AUGGGGUUACCUUUAAAUGGAAAUGUUAAUGAAUUAAUUAAUUAUGAAAAUAAUAAUGACGAGGAUGAAUUUGUAUCUUCAAUAGAGACUCAAAAGAAGAAGAAAUGGGCACUUCCGGGUUUGGCAAAAAAUACGGAAAGUAAUUUCCAACAACAAAACAAUUUAAAUAAUCAACAAUUAACAAAUGUAAAACCAAUAUUAAAAAGAGGUACUCAACAACAACAACAAUUAAAUAAUGGAACAGAAUCUCCAAUUUUAAAUAAUAAAAAACAAUUUAGUGAAGAUUUAACACCAAAUAAUUAUCAAAAACAACAAUUUAACGGCAAUAAUUGGUCAUUAGAACGUAGUGAUACCCCACAAUUCCCUCUAGUUUCUGACAGAGAAACACCACUUCCUUAUCACCCACUUUUAUACAAAAGUGAUGAUUCUAGCCAAAAAUUAAUUUUUACAAAAAAUAUUAGUCAAUCUACUAUUCCUGCUAAUAGAAUAGGCAAUUUAACUCCUCAAUCAAUGUACGGACUUGGACAAGGAAAUGGAUUUGGUCGUCGGGCAUCUCUUAAUUCUAUUGGUGGGUAG
Meloidogyne enterolobii is the source of this 576-nucleotide messenger RNA. NCBI's taxonomy places the organism in Eukaryota, Metazoa, Nematoda, Chromadorea, Rhabditida, Meloidogynidae. The record is from the annotation of a GenBank genome assembly.